CUUACUAAUUCCAAAAAUUUUCCUCUAAGCUACUUAGUUUCAUGCAGCAAGUGUAUACAAUUAUGGCAGCUGAGGUGAAAGACAACUCAACAGCUAUAAAUGAAGAAGAAAAGAAUUAUCCACGUGCUAUAUUUUAUAAAAAACCUAUUAGAAAAGGUAAUUAUACCUUGGAUGUAGACAACUUUACUACUCCUCAAGAAACACGACGUCAGCGGACAUUGCUAUUGCAGAAAAGUUGUAGAGAUAUUGAAUUUAAUGCUAGAAGAGGAAUAUUAGAAGAAGUAUUUGAUUCUGAAGAAGAUGAAUAUGAAGGAGAUAUGGAAAUUGAAGAAAAUGAGAAGAAGUAUUAUUCAUCUAAAAAGUAUAAGAGUUAUGUAAAUCAAUUAAUGAUGUCUGAGUGGAUGCUAGAAGUACCUCAAGAUUUUUUGGACAAGUGGAUUAUAGUUCCUUGCCCUCAAGGAAAAAGAACUUUAGUAGUUGCAUGUAAAGGUAUAACUAAAGCAUAUAAUAAACGGGGUAAUCGACUUGGUAAAUUUUAUUCAGCACUUCCAGGUGGUAACCCAUCUGAAUACAAAUGUAGUUGCACUAUUAUUGACUGUUUAUGGAUAAAGCAACAAAAAACAUAUUUUGUUUUGGAUAUACUUGCAUGGGCUAACCAAUGUUUGAAGAAUUGUAAUACGGAGUUUAGGUUUUUCUGGUUACAAUCGCGAUUACAAGAAAUUGAAGAACUACAGGAAAAGAAUACAGACAAAAAUACAUAUCCUAUAUUACCUUUACCUAAUAUCGAUUGCAAUACUGAUAUAAAUUCAGCAUUAGCAAAUGUUUCACACUUGCAUCCUUUAGAUGGCUUACUAUUUUAUCAUCGCGAUGGAAUAUAUACUAAAGGUCGUACUACAUUUGUAACAUGGUUAAAACCCUUUAUGUUACCAGAAGUACUUGGUCUUUCUGUUCCAUCACCACUUGAUGAAAAACCUGAUGGAUACAUAGAUUUUAAAUAUUACAUUCUUAAUAGCAGAGCUAAAAAGAGAAAGGGGGAAACAGAAAGUCAAAAUAAUAUUUGA
Habropoda laboriosa is the source of this 1061-nucleotide messenger RNA. It is a transcript of the gene Snup, whose product is annotated as snurportin-1. Gene Ontology annotation, cellular component: cytoplasm; nucleus. The coding region runs from base 42 to 1061 and encodes 339 amino acids. Lineage: Eukaryota; Metazoa; Arthropoda; Insecta; Hymenoptera; Apidae. The record is from RefSeq and is a predicted model, not a curated record. Gene Ontology annotation, biological process: snRNA import into nucleus. The transcript is spliced from 6 exons.